CAUGAGGUCAUACCGAGGCCGUUUCCCCACAUACAAAUAUUUUCAACACACCACGGUUUUUCUUGCCGCAACUCAUUCCACUUUUCUCAUUUACUCUUCAUUCACUCUCACCAACCAUGGAGCAUGAGGACAAUUACGCCUUGGGUCAGAACCAGAGCGAGCAGGACAACAACCAUAUCAGAGACAACCCCAACGAUAGUACUCGCUCUCCUCAUAACACCUCGACGAAUGCUGAGCCCACGACGACCUCAACAGACAGUGCUGCGGCGCGACAGCAGCACACGAACGACUAUUGGUGCCACCAGUGUCAACGAGAGAUCACACCGAUGAUGGUGCCGGAUCCAAUGUGUCCUCAUUGUCAUAACGAGUUUGUAGAAAAGAUUGAAGCCGAUAAUGACCCGCGCACGUUCAUACAGCCUGAGCCUGCAACCGCUGGUGGUGCUGGAGGGGAUCGUAGCGGCAGCCAGGAGGGCCCAGGGUUCACGGAAUCUAUCAACCUUAACGACCUAUUUCAACUCUUUCAGGCGAUUGCGACUCCGCAGAGGGCUUCACAGCAGCAACAGAGCCCAUUCCAGGGGCAGCAGGGACCCGUUUACAGCAGUGGUACACAAAUUAUCUUUAACACGGGACCUAUGGGCACCACAACCCGUACUCCCUCCUCGGGAAGUCAGUCACAGCAGCAGCAGCAGCAGCAGCAGCAGCACGAGGAUUCGCAUCCUAUCUCUACAAGAGAUGGUCAGGAAGGUCAACAGGAACCACAACGACAACAACAGCAACAGCAGCAACCGGGGCCACAAUGGCAUAGCCCGCCAUCGUUCAUAUCAGGGUUGCUGAAUCGUCUUGGGAUCGAGGUGCACUACACAACUGAUCCUGCCGCACUGCAGGGAAGUCCCGGUUUUGGCGGUGGGGUUUUUGGUGGGCCCAUGGGCGGAGGUGGUGGAGGAUUCUUCCCGAUUGCCGGUAACCCUGGUGACUAUGCGUGGGGACAAGGAGGGCUUGACGAUAUUAUCUCACAGAUGAUGGAACUGCAAAAUCGCCAGCAUGGUCCAGUUGGAGCCACGGACGAGAUUAUCGAUAAUAUACCCCAUCACAAGUUGACGGAUGAAGAACUGGAGGCAAAGACGGAAUGCAGCGUUUGCAAGGACGAGUUCGCAAAGGAGGACAAUCUGCUGCAAUUGCCAUGCAAACAUAUCUUUCAUGAAGAUUGUAUCAAGCCUUGGCUCAAAGUCAGCGGAACAUGCCCCACAUGCCGAUUCUCGCUGGUUAGUGGCAGCGACGAAAGACAUGCGGAAGGACACCAGUCACCCUCUGGAAACAGCAGCGCCACUAGCGCACCUUCAGCUGCGGGUGGGGGCAAUGGCACUGAGACCGGUGCUAGAUCCUUCAUGGACCUCCCAGGAGCAUUCCCGACUGAACGCAAUGACAAUAACGAUAGCAACAGUAACAGCAACAGCAACAGCAACAGCGGCAAUAGAAGCACCACUACUUCGAAUAACAGGAACAGCGGAACGAACACAGGUUACAACACCCAGAAUGCGAACGAUGCAUCGCUACCUGCUAUCGAACCGUUGGAUUAAGCGAUAAGACUAGAAUGGCUCCUUAGAGGCAAGGGAUGGUAGAAUUUUUUUUUUUCUUCGAUGUAAUAAAUAGCACUGGUAAUUAAACAUGAUAA
This is a messenger RNA of Gamsiella multidivaricata, 1672 nucleotides long. RefSeq lists its product as uncharacterized. NCBI's taxonomy places the organism in Eukaryota, Fungi, Mortierellomycota, Mortierellomycetes, Mortierellales, Mortierellaceae. Gene Ontology annotation, biological process: protein ubiquitination. The transcript has 7 exons. The coding region runs from base 117 to 1577 and encodes 486 amino acids. Gene Ontology annotation, cellular component: cytoplasm. Gene Ontology annotation, molecular function: zinc ion binding; ubiquitin protein ligase activity. The record is from RefSeq and is a predicted model, not a curated record.